Messenger RNA from Octodon degus (degu), 5999 nucleotides. RefSeq names its product DLC1 Rho GTPase activating protein (gene Dlc1). The transcript has 14 exons. Gene Ontology annotation, cellular component: focal adhesion; membrane raft. Gene Ontology annotation, biological process: regulation of Rho protein signal transduction; actin cytoskeleton organization; signal transduction. The record is from RefSeq and is a predicted model, not a curated record. Gene Ontology annotation, molecular function: GTPase activator activity; protein binding; lipid binding. The coding region runs from base 334 to 3615 and encodes 1093 amino acids. Lineage: Eukaryota; Metazoa; Chordata; Mammalia; Rodentia; Octodontidae.
GCGGAGAGAGCCUCGGGCUGUUCGCUCCGGUGAGAGGGCGGUGAGAGGUGCUUUCUUCCUUUCAGCCUUUGGCCAUGGCCGGGGUUCAUAGCAGCGAAAGCAGCCGCCCCAGGGCUCCUCUCCCCGCUCCCUGAGAGCCUCCUAUUCGCAAUCUCUAGAAAAACCUGCGUGUCGUCUGCGGCCCUGGGAGAGGCGGGAGAGGCGAGCCAGGAUGCGCUGAGGACCGCCGGGACUCAGGUCCCGAGCACAGCCGUGGGUCCCGGCGCAGAAGCUGAGCUGCCUCCGGCUGCCUCGACGUCUCUCCUGCGAGCUUGCCGCCCUCCGCCUCCCUGGAUGUGCAGAGAGAAGCUAGACAUCAUGAUCCUAACACAAAUUGAAGCCAAGGAAGCUUGCGACUGGUUGCGAGCAACUGGUUUCCCCCAGUAUGCACAGCUUUAUGAAGAUCUCCUGUUCCCCAUUGAUAUCACCUUGGUCAAGAGAGAGCAUGACUUUUUGGACAGAGAUGCCAUUGAGGCCUUAUGCAGACGUCUGAAUACUUUAAACAAAUGUGCAGUGAUGAAACUAGAAAUCAGCCCUCAUCGGAAAAGAAGUGAGGAUUCAGAUGAAGAUGAGCCUUGUGCAAUAAGUGGCAAGUGGACUUUCCAGAGGGACAGCAAGAGGUGGUCCCGGCUUGAAGAAUUUGACGUCUUUUCUCCAAAGCAGGACCCCAUCCCAGGGUCCCCAGAUGAUUCCCACCUGAAGAAUGCCAUGAGCCACGAGAGCAUGCUGACUGACCUCAGUGAGCGCCAGGAGGUGGCUUCUGUGCUCAGCCUGAGUAGCACUAGCAGUGUCCACACCCAUGUGCCCCUCAGUGGGGAAGCUGCGACACCCCGGACUAACUCUGUCAUCAGUGUCUGCUCCUCUAGCCACUUUCCAGGCAACGAUGACUCUUUCUGCAGCCUGCCUUCUCCCAAGGAACUGUCCAGCUUCAACUUCAGCAUGAAAGGCCAUGAGAAAAGCACCAAGUCCAAGACACGGAGUCUGCUGAAACGGAUGGAGAGCUUGAAGCUCAAGGGCUCCCACCACAGCAAGCACAAAGCGCCCUCCAAGCUGGGGCUCAUCAUCAGUGGGCCCAUUCUGCAAGAAGGAAUAAAUGAGGAGAAGCUGAAGCAGCUGAACUGCGUGGAGAUCUCAGCCCUUAAUGGCAAUCACAUCAAUGUCCCCAUGGUACGAAAGAGAAGCAUAUCCAACUCCACACAGACCAGCAGUAGCAGCAGCCAGUCGGAGACCAGCAGUGCUGUCAGCACGCCCAGCCCUGUCACCAGGACUCGCAGCCUCAGCACGUGCAACAAGCGGGUGGGCAUGUAUCUCGAAGGCUUUGAUCCUUUGAGUCAGUCUGCAUUUAACAAUGUGAUGGAGCAGAACUUUAAGAACCAGGAGAGCUACCCAGAAGACACAGUGUUCUACAUCCCAGAGGAUCACAAGCCUGGUACCUUCCCCAAGGCCCUCUCCAACAGCAGUUUCUGUCCCACAGGGAGCAACAGCUCUGUGAACUGGAGGACGGGAAGCUUCCAUGGCCCUGGCCACAUCAGCCUAAGGAGGGAAAACAGCAGUGACAACCCCAAGGAACUGAAGAGACGCAAUUCCUCCAGCUCCAUGAGCAGCCGCCUGAGUAUCUAUGACAACGUGCCAGGCUCCAUCCUCUAUUCCAGCUCAGGCAACCUGGCUGACCUGGAGAAUGAGGACAUUUUCCCUGAGCUGGAUGACAUCCUGUACCAUGUGAAGGGAAUGCAGCGCAUAGUCAACCAGUGGUCUGAGAAGUUCUCAGAUGAGGGAGACUCCGACUCAGCCUUGGACUCUGUCUCUCCUUGCCCAUCGUCUCCAAAGCAGAUACACCUGGAUGUAGACAAUGACCGAGUCACACCCAGUGACCUGGACAGCACAGGCAACUCCCUGAAUGAGGCUGAAGAGCCUGCGGACAUUCCAGAGAGAAGGGACUCUGGGGUGGGGGCCUCCUUGACCAGGUGCAACAGGCACAGACUGAGAUGGCACAGUUUCCAGAGCUUUCAUCGGCCAAGCCUAAACUCUGUAUCUCUGCAGAUUAACUGCCAGUCUGUGGCCCAGAUGAACUUACUGCAGAAAUACUCACUUCUGAAGCUGACAGCCCUGCUGGAAAGAUACACACCUUCUAACAAGCAUGGUUUCAGCUGGGCUGUGCCCAAGUUCAUGAAAAGGAUCAAGGUUCCAGACUACAAGGACCGGAGUGUGUUCGGGGUUCCUCUGACAGUCAAUGUGCAGCGCACCGGACAGCCCCUGCCUCAGAGCAUCCAGCAGGCCAUGCGCUACCUCCGCAACCACUGUCUGGACCAGGUUGGGCUCUUUAGAAAAUCGGGCGUCAAAUCCCGGAUCCAGGCUCUGCGCCAGAUGAAUGAGAGUGCUACAGAUUGUGUCAGCUAUGAAGGGCAGUCUGCUUAUGACGUGGCAGACAUGCUGAAGCAGUAUUUUCGAGACCUUCCUGAGCCACUGAUGACAAACAAGCUCUCAGAGACCUUUCUCCAGAUCUACCAAUAUGUUCCCAAGGACCAGCGCCUCCAGGCCAUCAAGGCCGCCAUCAUGCUCCUGCCCGAUGAGAACCGCGAGGUUCUCCAGACACUCCUGUACUUCCUGAGCGACGUCACAGCAGCUGUGAAGGAUAACCAGAUGACGCCCACCAAUCUGGCUGUGUGCCUGGCGCCUUCCCUCUUCCACCUCAACACCCUGAAGAGAGAGAAUUCCUCUCCCAGGUACAGGGUAAUGCAAAGGAAACAGAGUUUGGGCAAACCAGAUCAGAAAGACUUGAAUGAAAACCUUGCUGCCACUCAAGGGCUGGCCCAUAUGAUUGCAGAGUGCAAGAAGCUUUUCCAGGUGCCCGAGGAAAUGAGCCGAUGUCGCAAUUCCUACACAGAACAAGAGCUGAAGCCGCUCACACUGGAGGCACUAGGACACCUGAGCAACAGUCAGUCUGCUGACUACAAACACUUCCUCCAGGACUGUGUAGAUGGCCUAUUCAAGGAGGUGAAAGAGAAGUUUAAAGGCUGGGUCAAUUACUCCACUUCUGAGCAGGCUGAGCUGUCCUAUAAGAAGGUGAGUGAAGGUCCCCCUCUGAGACUCUGGAGGUCCACUAUUGAAGUCCCUGCUAUGCCUGAGGAAAUCUUAAGGCGCCUAUUGAAGGAGCAGCACCUCUGGGAUGUAGACCUUUUGGAUUCGAAAGUGAUUGAAACCCUGGACAGCCAGACUGAAAUCUACCAAUAUGUCCAAAACAGUAUGGCACCCCACCCUGCUCGGGACUAUGUGGUGUUGAGAACCUGGAGGACUAAUCUGCCCAAGGGAGCCUGUGCCCUUUUACUCACCUCUGUGGAUCAUGACCGAGCACCUGUGGUGGGUGUGAGAGUUAAUGUGCUCCUGUCCAGGUAUUUGAUUGAACCCUGCGGGUCAGGAAAAUCCAAACUCACCUACAUGUGCAGAGCUGAUUUAAGGGGCCACAUGCCAGAGUGGUACACCAAAUCCUUUGGACAUUUGUGUGCAGCUGAAGUGGUAAAGAUCCGAGACUCCUUCAGUAAUCAGCACAGCGAAACCAAGGAUGGCAAAUCCAGGUGAUUACAGAGGUGAAGCAUCUGUAGCCACCCAGGUGACGUCCUAGAACCUUGCCAGUUCUCGGGAGAAUCGGUCUGUGUCUGAUCCUGAAACAAAUACAAGUUGGAGUGUGGAAAAUGACUCUAGCCAUUUGACACACUUUUAAAGCUGCUUCCUGUUUGUUUUAGGUCUAAGUUGUAGACCUUGACUGGAAUAUAUAAGACUGUGCAAAAGAAAAAUGUAUUCUUAUUCAAAUUGCUUCUGAGAAGCAAAACUCUAAAUUCAUUAUGGAAGAUAAUGAAGAUACUUCAUUUUGUCAUGAUGCCAGUGUUUGUGUACCUAUGUCAUAUAUUUGCAGUGUGUUGCAGGACUGGUGUAUCCACUGGAAUAGUUGGUACUCUGACAUGUUUUCUCACUGAGAUGAUCAAAGAAAGGUUUGCACAGAGGAGUGUGACUGUGUGUUUGACGAGGGUUGAAUGGCCUGGAUGUGUAGGGUGGGAUACAGUGUCUGGCACACUGAGGUGCCUCUGGGAAGCAUGUUGAUGCACCAGGUUCAGUUUAACCUGGACUGCUUGACUACCCAAGGAUUCAUUCAGAAAGGACCCAACACCCCCAUUCCUUUUUUUCCCCUACGUUGUUAAGCAUACUCUUUAUCCACCACCCGCUAUUCUCCCUUGAAAGUAAUUGUAGAUUAUUUUGAUACUUAUUUCAAAUGCAAUUUGUUGCCAGACUUGAUUGCCACAAUCCAGAUGUGGUGUCAGCCGGUAAAGAUCUUGGAGAUGUGAAUGACCUCCUCUCCGUCCAUACUGGCUCCAAAGAAUAGGUUUUGAUUUUUGUUUUUAAGUGAGAAGUGAAAACAAAACACUCAAAAAUUUAUUUUUGAAUUAAACAUCAAAACUUUUUUAUCUGUUGAAAUUCUUUGUAUUUUCGUGUUGAUAGCAUAAGCUGUUUAAGACACUGUGCACACUAUGCGUAGGAAGAUAGGAAAUUCUCCCAAGGAAAUCUCUGUAAAUUUAAUUUUGUCCUGGCCCUUUUUUUUUUUUGGUAGCUGUUAACAGCAUUCCUGCAAACUGCACAUAUUUAUUAAUUGGGGGUUUGUCCUUAUCAACAAACAGGUUUUUUAGAUUUUUUCAUUUUGCUUUCUCUAUAUUUCUUUUUAUUUUCCUUUAUAAUGCCCUUGAUAUACAUGUUAGUAAUAAAGGGAAGUAGUAAUCAUAUUGAAAAACAGCUUAGUGUUUUUGGAAGAGUGGUCUUUAUACAGGUUUUACUGGAAUGAUCAAGGUUGACUCAAGACAGUAUUAGUAAAUUUAUUUUGUAUGAUCAAAAGUGAAUAAUGUAUGAAUGAGAGUUGCAAGAAGGAUUUUUAUUUUGUUAUAAUGUAUUUUAGUUACCAUUGUCAGUGUUAUUUCAGAGGUUGUUUGAAGAAUUUGGGGGUCAGAUUAGAGUUUUAAAAUUUGAGUAUUUUGGAUAUCAGUGUUCCUUGUGAAGAUAUAUAUUCAGUUUUGAUGGCUUCCAGCUUUGUAAGAUUGUAUGUUGUAUAUACCAUUCUAUUAAGAAACAUGUACACAUGUCUGUCCACCUGCUUUCAGACAUAGAUGAAGCAUGAUAAAGAUUAUUAUUUAAAAUAUAUUUGUAUUUAUACCUCAGAUAUUCUUUUUGGGUUUUGUACCUCAAGGCUUUCUCCCCCUUUAUUGUAAAUACACUUUACAUGAAUAUAGUCUAAGUGAAAAACUAAAUAAAAGGAAGAAGUUUAUAAUUUGCUCUAUAUCUGUACAGAGUAUAGCCAGCAAGUGCACUAUUAAAUGUUUAACAUAGGGAAGAGAAUCUGGCCUGCUUUCCUGGGUGUUGCAUCUUCCACCUCAAUGAAAGCACAGAUUGCAAAGCGUAGGAACAUUGUGUUUUCAAUUAAAAUCAGCAGAAUUACUGAACAAAAAAUUGGAUCAAGAAUCGAUUCCCAGGCCAAACUGCAACUGAGCCACUCAUCAAAACAGGAAAUCCUGGUGAAGGCUCAGGAAGCAGGGAGACUGUCUCCAAACAAAGGUCCCUUUAGGGAGUCACGCCGAGAAAGUUAUGAGAGUGAGCAGAGGCCAAGCAGAGGUGCUCGUAAGCAAAGCCAGGGUCUCAGAUUCAUUUCACAAAAGGUCUCUUUCCCACUGCUCAGCUUCCCAGUUGUAAGAAUGCUUUGACAAAGAUUCAAAGACUCAAAGCAUGGGCACAUUUUCAAAAAUUCAGUUUAUGUCACCUGCAGUGCUGUAGCAUCACAACUUACCCACGUGACUAACUGCCUAGAUUGUAAGCUCUUCGAGGGCAGGCGGCGCAUCUCCUGCACAUCUUUAUAAUCCUCUACAGCAACUGUCAGUGUUUUGUACAUGUAGGCACCUAAUAAAUUUAUUAUUUGCUGAAGUGAA